This is a messenger RNA of Lipotes vexillifer (Yangtze River dolphin), 2304 nucleotides long. RefSeq names its product amphiphysin (gene AMPH). Gene Ontology annotation, biological process: synaptic vesicle endocytosis. The transcript is spliced from 21 exons. Gene Ontology annotation, cellular component: synaptic vesicle; plasma membrane; cytoplasm. The coding region runs from base 56 to 2107 and encodes 683 amino acids. Gene Ontology annotation, molecular function: phospholipid binding; protein binding. The record is from RefSeq and is a predicted model, not a curated record. NCBI's taxonomy places the organism in Eukaryota, Metazoa, Chordata, Mammalia, Artiodactyla, Lipotidae.
CCCGCCCCACCUCGCCGCCCGCUCCGCUCCUUGCAGCCUCCGCGGACCCGCAGCCAUGGCCGACAUCAAGACGGGCAUCUUCGCCAAGAACGUCCAGAAGCGACUCAACCGCGCGCAGGAAAAGGUCCUUCAGAAGCUUGGGAAAGCUGAUGAGACAAAAGAUGAACAGUUUGAAGAAUAUGUGCAGAACUUCAAACGGCAAGAGGCAGAGGGUACCAGACUUCAGCGAGAACUCCGAGGAUAUUUAGCAGCUAUCAAAGGCAUGCAAGAGGCUUCCAUGAAGCUCACCGAGUCGCUGCAUGAAGUCUACGAGCCCGACUGGUACGGGCGCGAAGACGUGAAAACGGUCGGUGAGAAAUGUGAUGUGCUGUGGGAAGACUUCCAUCAAAAACUAGUGGAUGGGUCCUUGCUGACACUGGACACCUAUCUGGGCCAAUUUCCUGACAUAAAGAACCGCAUCGCAAAGCGCAGCAGGAAGCUGGUGGACUACGACAGUGCCCGCCACCACCUGGAGGCUUUGCAGAGCUCCAAGAGGAAGGACGAGAGUCGCAUCUCUAAGGCAGAAGAGGAAUUUCAGAAAGCACAGAAAGUGUUUGAAGAGUUUAACGUUGACUUACAAGAAGAGUUACCAUCAUUAUGGUCAAGACGAGUUGGAUUUUAUGUCAGUACUUUCAAAAAUGUCUCUAGCCUAGAGGCCAAGUUUCAUAAGGAAAUUGCGGUGCUUUGCCACAAACUAUACGAAGUGAUGACGAAAUUGGGUGACCAACACGCUGACAAGGCCUUCACCAUUCAAGGAGCUCCCAGCGACUCGGGUCCUCUCCGUAUUGCAAAGACGCCAUCGCCGCCCGAGGAGCCUUCACCCAUCCCGAGCCCGACAGCUAGUCCAAAUCACACGCUGGCACCUGCAUCUCCUGCACCAGCCCGGCCUCGGUCACCCUCGCAGACAAGGAAAGGGCCUCCUGUCCCACCGCUCCCUAAAGUCACCCCAACAAAGGAGCUGCAGCAGGAGAACAUCAUCAGUUUCUUCGAGGACAACUUUGUUCCGGAAAUCAGUGUGACGACGCCUUCUCAGAAUGAAGUCCCUGAGGUGAAGAAAGAGGAGACCUUGUUGGAUCUGGACUUUGAUCCUUUCAAGCCCGACAUGCCCUCUGCGGGUUCUGCUGGAGUAACCCACUCACCGAUGUCGCAGACAUUGCCCUGGGACCUAUGGACGACAAGCACUGAUUUGGUACAACCGGCUUCUGGAGGUCCAUUUAAUGGAUUCACCCAGGACACUACAUUAUUCACAAUGCAGACAGAACAGAAUAUGAUCUGUAACUUGGCUGAACCUGAACAGGCUCCGCCCACAGAGCCGAAAGCAGAGGAGCCCCCCGCUGCUGUACCACCUGCUGCUGGGCUGGACCUUGGACUUGACACCCAGGCUGAGGAGCCAGUGGAGGGGGCAGAGCUCAUCCCUGCAACGGAUGCUGAUGUGACGGUUGGGACCUUGGUGCCGGCAGCCGAGGGGGCCCCCGUGGGGGAAGCAGAGACAGAGAAGGUGACUCUUCCUGCUGGAGAAGGAGCGAGUUCAGAGGAGGCCAGGAUUGACACCGAAGCCACAGAGGCUGUAGAUGGUGACAGACCUCAACCGGUAGAAACGGAAGCAGCAGCAACUCAGGAGAAGGUCAUACCUUCGGUGGUCAUAGAGCCCGCCUCCAACAAUGAAGGGGAGGGAGAACACGAAGACACCAUGGGUGCAGAGUCCAAGGAGGCAACUGUUGACGCGGUUCUCCCGGGCUCCACCGGCGAGACACCAGCGCUGGCCUCAGAGGAGCAGGAGGCAGGCAAGGCCUCCCAGCCGGCCGCCCCCUCCGCAAGCGAGGCCCUCCAGGAAGGGCCUCCCGGUUUCCUCUACAAGGUGGAAACACUGCAUGAUUUCGAGGCAGCAAAUUCUGAUGAGCUUACCUUACAAAGGGGUGACGUGGUGUUGGUGGUGCCCUCAGAUUCCGAAGCUGACCAGGAUGCAGGCUGGCUGGUAGGCGUGAAGGAAUCAGACUGGCUUCAGUACAGAGACCUCGCCACGUACAAAGGCCUCUUUCCAGAGAACUUCACCCGGCGCCUGGAUUAGGGCCAAAAGUAUUGUAGAAAGAGCCUGUUUACUGGGUUUUUAAACCUUUGUGAAAUCCUGAAGAGCUCACUUUUGCUAUGACACUCUUAGUGAUUUGCAGACCAAUGCCAGACAAAGUUUGGGAGGCUAUGUCAAUGAAGCAUGUGUGCAAACAAAUGUUUAGAGGCAAAAAAACCAAGUAAAUUAAGGAAAAAGUC